AGCAACAACAACAACAACAACAACGAAGGCAUUAACAUUAACAUUACCCAUAAGAAUAACAAGGCAUUGCUGGUAAUUAAUUUGCCUGUAGUUCGUAGCGAGUUUAAAUUGUAAGAAACAAACCACCAGCGAUUUAUCUAAAUAAGUCAACGUGUCAUUAAAUAGCUAAACAAAACAGAAAACAACAACAACAAAAAUAUCGAAUAAAAUUGAACAAAAUUGAACAAAAACAAAUAUAUCUUAAACUUUAACGUUACGUUGAUUAACGUUUUAGUUUAUCUGGCAAAUGAAUUAUUUGAUUGAUUUGUACUCUUUCACAUUUCCUUAAGUCAUUUGUGUGCAAGACUCGAAUUAUAUGAUGCUCGAUAGCAGUGUCAGCAAUAUUGUCAGAUAUAUUAAGAAAGAAGAAAAAACAAACAAAAAGGAAAAGAAAAACAAUAACACCACCAUCAUCAUCAUCAUCAAUAUCAACAACAUCAACAACAGCAGCAACAAUCCCUUAUAUCUUCAGCAAAUAUCUAUAGCUUACGUCGUCUGUUAAUACGAAUGAAACUUGAAUAGGAAAAAAAGUGCGUGAUUUAGUUAAAACAUUUGUCGAGUUCACGUCAUUUGCUUACAUAUAUCGCUAAGGAAGUGUAACACGUGUGUGCAUUUAAAUCUGUCAUAAACAAUCAAUUUAUAAUAUUUCAAUGUGUUUUUUGACAUUCUCACAAUAACAAUGAAAUGUGUUUAAGGAAAAACAAAGCAGAAAGUAAAUAACUGAUAACUUUGUUUGUUUGUUUCGAAUACACUACGCUCGUUAGUGUCAGUUUUGUUAAAAUUGCAUUUAUCUAAAUGUUAAUAUAUUUAAUAAAGAGAAAUUAAAAUCACUGCCAAUAAGUACUACAAAUAAUAUUACCGCUAUUACUGGAAGCAUUACAACUACUCUUAGCGCAAGAAGAACUAACUACUGCUACUACUACUACUGCUGCUGCUGCUGCUGCUGCUGCUGAUACUGCUGAUACUGAUACUACUACUGCCACUACUUCGUAGACGAACAAAUCUGCCUCUUAACAAUUGUAUGAAACGCCAACAAAAUCACCCGAGCAAAAUGUUAUCCUCUAUUAUCCGUCGAACGAAUGAUUCAUUAGCUAAUGUAAAAUUUUCAACGACAACCGGCAACGUCGCCACUUCAAUGAUUACUGUUGAAGCAUCCUCCUCUUCACGCCGACGAUCGCGGCCAUCAUCUUCAUGUGCUGCUGCUGCCCCCUUAACUUGUUAUAAAUUAAAUGGCAUUUGUACAAAUUUUACUACGAAUCGCAAUCUACUUAUUGUUGGAUUAAUAUUCAUUAUAGUCAUUUGUAAUGAUAUCGCUGACGGUGCUUUACGGAAUGUCAAUUUAAUCAUUGAACCACCUGCUGUACGACGUGGCCAACAUGCGAUAUUACGUUGCAUGUAUGAUUUAGAGGGGGCUCCGCUCUAUUCGGCAAAAUUUUAUCGCGGUCAAUUGGAGUUCUAUCGUUAUACACCUGGAGAAUUUCCUAAUACGAAAGUUUUCCCCUUUCCUGGCAUACAUGUUGAUGUAACCAGCUCGAAUGCAACGCAAGUGUUAAUACGCAAUGUGGGUUUUGGUUUGUCUGGUAACUUUUCGUGUGAAGUAACAGCAGAUGCUCCAUUAUUCUCGACAGCCACUGCCAUCGGUACCAUGCAGGUUGUGGAACUACCCGACAAACGUCCUCAACUUUUCACGGAACAUACGCGUUAUGAACCUGGUGAUGUGCUAAGAGCCAAUUGCAGUACACCACCAUCCCGUCCGCGAGCUGAACUUAAAUUUACCAUUAAUAAUAUGGUGAUUAAUAAUGCAGAAACGCAAUAUAUACGAACUAUUGACAAUUUGAUAGCAUCGCGUAUUAGUUUAAAAUUACAACUACAAGGUAUACACUUUAGUAGUGCUAAUCCAUCUAUAUAUGGACAACAUAACGUUUAUACGGCUCAUGGCAUGAAUUCAGUGCAUAAUCAUGGCGGCAGUGGUGGCGGCCUAUUGUUACGCUGUACCGCUACAAUUGGUGAAUUGUAUCAAGAAUACAAAGAAAUCGAGCUCGGUACACCGCAGAAAGAUCCAAUACCGGCUAGAGUUACUCUCUCAUCAGGUUCCAGUGUAAAGAAUUUCUUUAGUUCUUAUUUUUCUUCGGGCGCAACCAUGCCAUCAUUGAUGAAUGUUUAUAAACUUUUAUUAUUUACCUGUUUAAUGCAUUUUAGCCUGAUCGGGACGUUAAUAAUCGAUGCAAAGUCAAUAAAUAAACUAUGGCAACACGUACAAAGAAGGUACAAAUACAAACAACAACAACAAGAACAAGAACAACAUUCCUGCUGUCAGGCAACGCAACAAUUGCCACGGCAAAGAUAACUUUUUUAAAAAGGAAAUUUUUAUUUUACUUUAAUAAACCUAAUUUUAUAGAUUCAUAAUAAUAUAAAAAAUAAUCUUAGUUUUCUUUGAUGUGUUAUAUUAAUAACUAAAUGUAUCUGUGUUUGUUUUAUCGAUGUAGUUACCAUCCACAUAUGCGCGCGUCUAUGUGUAUGUGUGUGUGUGUGUGUGUGUGUGUGUUUGGAUAUGUUUUUAAGUGUAUAUGUAUGUUAUUAUA
Glossina fuscipes is the source of this 2621-nucleotide messenger RNA. RefSeq lists its product as uncharacterized. Bases 1061 to 2386 code for a protein of 441 amino acids. Lineage: Eukaryota; Metazoa; Arthropoda; Insecta; Diptera; Glossinidae. The transcript is spliced from 6 exons. The record is from RefSeq and is a predicted model, not a curated record.